Neogale vison (American mink) is the source of this 568-nucleotide messenger RNA. It is a transcript of the gene ASCL3, whose product is annotated as achaete-scute family bHLH transcription factor 3. Gene Ontology annotation, biological process: regulation of transcription by RNA polymerase II; developmental process. Bases 26 to 568 code for a protein of 180 amino acids. The transcript is spliced from 2 exons. Gene Ontology annotation, molecular function: RNA polymerase II transcription regulatory region sequence-specific DNA binding; protein dimerization activity; DNA-binding transcription factor activity, RNA polymerase II-specific. Lineage: Eukaryota; Metazoa; Chordata; Mammalia; Carnivora; Mustelidae. The record is from RefSeq and is a predicted model, not a curated record.
GACAAAACAGGCUAAAGAAGAAACGAUGGACAAUCGAAGCUACUUGAAUCUGCCAGAAAAGCUGCCUGCCUUCUCCGAUUCUGCCCACUUGCCACUGACCAGGUCCUUCUAUCUGGACCCCUUGGUCACUUUCCACCUGUAUCCUGAUGCCCCAGUGCCAUCCCCUUACUCUGAAGACCUGCCAUUGCUGUCUUUUCCCAGCGAUUCCCUGAUCAUGGAAAAUUAUGGUGAACCCUGCCCCUUCUCCUUCCCAGUGCCUUAUCCAAAUUACAGAAGGUGUGAAUACUCCUAUGGGCCAGCCUUUAUCCGGAAAAGGAAUGAGCGGGAAAGGCAGCGGGUAAAGUGUGUCAAUGAAGGCUAUGCCCAGCUCCGACAUCAUCUGCCAGAAGAGUACUUGGAGAAACGACUCAGCAAAGUGGAAACCCUCAGAGCUGCCAUCAAGUAUAUUAAUUACUUGCAGUCUCUUCUGUACCCUGAUAAGGCAGAGACAAAGAAUAACCCGGGGAAAGUUUCCUCCAUAAUGGCAGUCACCAGCCGCCACCCUGACCCCAUUUUUAGAAUCAUUUGA